Molecule: messenger RNA, 1008 nt
Organism: Cryphonectria parasitica EP155
Lineage: Eukaryota; Fungi; Ascomycota; Sordariomycetes; Diaporthales; Cryphonectriaceae
Exons: 4
Coding region: 1-504 (167 amino acids)
Biological process (GO): vesicle-mediated transport
Cellular component (GO): Golgi membrane
Source: RefSeq, a predicted model, not a curated record
AUGACUCUGAAGGAGGAAUUCGCGACUAGAAACUUCAGUAUCUACGGGCAAUGGCUCGGAGUGCUGUCAAUGAUUCUAGGCUUUGCUCUCGGCAUUGCAAAUAUCUUCACUUUCAACAUCGUCAUCAUUAUCUUUUGCGCGCUACUGCUUCGAGUCAAACCUCAAGAGCUGACCAACUGUGUCCCCUCGGGGCCUCCCUACAGCGCAUCCGCCUUCAUCAUCUUGUUCAUCGAGGUCCCGCUCCUCCUGCGCAUCUGCCCCACGUCGAGCACUUUCGACAGCUACGUGCGCAGAAUCUCGACAAACUACAUGCGCGCCGCGGCCUAUGGUGUGAUGGCUAUCAUCCAGUGGCUCAGCAUCAUCCCCAAGGCCACAUCGCUCAUUGCCGAGGCCAUCGUGCUUACCGCCACCGCGCUGUGCUACCUCCUGGCCGCGGUGAAGCACCAGCAGUUCGUCGGCUCCAAGACGCUGGGCGGCGCCGGCGUGGCACAGAUGAUCGUAUAAUCGCGAGGAGGAAGAUAGCUGAUUGAUGUGGCCAGCUGGAAGUAGCUGGCUGGAAUUGGACCCUAUGUUAUGAGAGGGGGAGAUGUUUCCUGUUGUAGUGCUGGCCUUGCUCGGCUCUUUGUGUGCUUUGGGCAAGGAGCAGAGAUCAAAAUGAAGAUUGAGCCCAGCCGGGACUUAUGACGUGAGAACGAACCUGGUGUGUGUUACCAGAAGAUGUCUCCUGGCUGAAGACUGUCGGAUUGGUGGGUUGAUUUUCUUGUUACACUUCUAAAAGGAGAAGGAUGGGGCGAAAUGAAUUGAGAGGUAUUCUUGCGGUGUGUACAGAGGAUAGGAAGGACCCUCCCUCUUAUGGGUGUGGCACUGCAAGACCGCAUCCUCGGGAAUGGUACGAUGGCGUCUAUGGUUUUGCUACCACUGGCUGUUGCGGUUUCUUUCUUUUCUCUCUCAUUACUUUUUUUUCAGACCCAAGGGAGAGAGUUAUUGAAGAAUAUCUUUUUUCCCUCC